AUGUCAACCAUGGACGUCGAUUCCAAAAUCAAGGCUUACCGCUUCGUCGGAUAUGCUGCUGUGACUUUCUCAGCCAUCGCAGUUCUUUCCGUUUGCAUUUCCCUUCCAAUGGUCUACAGCUAUGUAUCUCACAUCCGUAGCCAAGUUCACUCUGAGCUUCGUGAGUGUAAGACCAAUGUCAAGGGAAUCUGGACUAACGUUUACGCUAUGAACGAUUCUCCACGCAACCGUACCGCCCGUAGCGCUUACGGAGGAUACGGAGGAUACGGAGCCUAUGAUGCUGGAGUCGCCUCAUACGAGGAACAAGACACCUGCCAUGGAUGCUGCCUUCCAGGACCAGACGGACCAGCCGGAGUCCCAGGACGACCAGGAAGACACGGAAGACCAGGAGCUCAAGGAGCCCCAGGAAAUCCAGGACGUCCACUCCAAACUCCAUGCGACCCAAUCACUCCACCACCAUGCCGUCCAUGCCCAGCUGGACCACCAGGACCACCAGGACCACCAGGACCAGGAGGAAACAAUGGAAGAGACGGACGCCCAGGAAGCAAGGGAUCCGAUGGACGCCCAGGAGAAUCUGGAACUCCAGGACACGCUGGAAGACCAGGAGCCCCAGGAAAGCAAGGAGAAUCUGGAGCUCCAGGAGCCCCAGCCCGCAGCAACCCACCUCAACCAGGAGCACCAGGAAAGGAUGGAGCCCCAGGAUCCCAAGGACCAAGAGGACCAGCUGGAAGACCAGGAAACGAUGGACUUCCAGGAGCUCAAGGAGAGAAGGGACAAGAUGGUCAACCAGGAAAGCCAGGAAACGAUGGAAGACCAGGAGAACCAGGAAGCGACGGAAACUCUGCCAACACUGGAGAGAAGGGUAUCUGCCCCAAGUACUGUGCCAUCGACGGAGGUAUCUUCUUCGAAGAUGGAACUCAACGCAAGUAG
Messenger RNA from Auanema sp. JU1783, 930 nucleotides. The record is from the annotation of a GenBank genome assembly. NCBI's taxonomy places the organism in Eukaryota, Metazoa, Nematoda, Chromadorea, Rhabditida, Rhabditidae.